Camellia sinensis is the source of this 1732-nucleotide messenger RNA. Its product is annotated as B-box type zinc finger protein with CCT domain-containing protein. NCBI's taxonomy places the organism in Eukaryota, Viridiplantae, Streptophyta, Magnoliopsida, Ericales, Theaceae. The record is from RefSeq and is a predicted model, not a curated record. Gene Ontology annotation, molecular function: protein binding; zinc ion binding.
AAAAAAAAAAAAAAUGAAAAAGGAAAAAUCAACGCAGACUUUCAAGAUUGUUCUCGUUACUGAGAAUAACGAUAAGGUUUCUCUUCUACAAGCUUUCUCUCAUCCCUUUCAUUUUAUUGUCUUUCACUUUCCCACACACUCGCGACGCGAGUCUCUUUAACUCCAUUCAUACUCUUCCAAACCCAAGAAAUUAUCAAAUUGUUUACUUUUCUUUCAUAUACUCUUCUUCUACAAUCUAUGCUCCGUUUCUUCAACAAUUCCAAUGGCUGAUGCUUCUGCAACACCCCUACAUGUGAAACAAGACAAUGAAGAAGAAGAACAAGAUCAAGAAAAGUCCAAAACCCAGAAGCGAAUUUGCGAUUUCUGUGGAGAAUCUAAAGCUCUAUUGUACUGCAGAGCCGACUCUGCAAAGCUCUGUUUCUCUUGUGACCAACAAGUCCACUCCACCAAUCAGCUCUUCACAAAACACACUCGCUCUCUGCUCUGCGACUCAUGUGAUUCCACCCCUGCCUCCAUCCUCUGUUCCAGUGAGAACUUGGUUCUCUGCCAGAACUGUGAUUGGGAAAUACACAGUAAAUCUCUAUCCUCGAUUCACCAACGAAGGCCUCUGGAGGGCUUCCAUGGGUGUCCUUCUGUGAAUGAGCUGUUGAGUGUUCUUGGGUUUGAAGAUUCUAGCAAGAAAGAUCUGUUUUGUGAUGAUGAUUUGGUUGAUGGGUGUGGGGGUUUUGGGAAGGAGGGUUUGGGUGAUGAUGGGUUUUCAGAUUUGUUGGUUUGGGAAACUCCUUGUAUUGUGAGUAUUGAUGAUUUGAUUGUUUCUAAUAGCUCUCAACAUUGCUUUCAAGCUAUGGGGGUUCCUCCUCUUCCUAAGAAUCGCAAAGCUGCUUGUGGGAAAUACAAUGAAGAAAUACUUAGGCAGCUUCGCAAAAUGGCAAAAUCAGAAUCCAACUUUGAUGAUUAUGGUCAUGGGGAUGACAUUGAACCCCUCAUGCAGUUCCAAUCUCCGGUACCUGAACAAGACCUGCAGCCAGGAAAUAUGUAUGCUGGCUUUGAACACGGCACAGAUCUAAGCACAGUUCCUCAUUAUGAGGCUAGUGCAUUGUGGUGCAGCGAUAAUGUUGAGCUUGCAAAUCAAGGUCUUCGUCCCUCUAAGUUACAAGCAAGCUACAUUGAGGAAAGCUGUUUGGUUCCUGAGAAAGAUUCAGAUAUCGGUGGCAGUGCAAGUCAUGCUAAUUGUGGUCAUGAAGUGGAGUCGCAACAUCACGUUACUGAAGCUUUGCAUGUCCUUCCUAAAGUUACUAUACGGGAGUUAACAAGUCAGGAGCGUGACUUUGCAAUUUCACGGUAUAAGGAGAAGAAGAAAACUAGAAGGUACGAUAAGCACGUCCGAUAUGAAUCACGAAGGAUUCGAGCAGAAAAAAGGACAAGAAUCAAGGGACGUUUUGCAAAGAUCGAACACUGAAAUAUUAGUAUGGAGUAAUGACAUCAAUUAUAUAUACUUUUUUGUUUCUUGUGAAAGCAAAAAUAUAUAUUUUUCCAAGAAGGUUAAUUAAAUAAUUAUUUUCUGAGGCGGCGACAUCUUGGAAAAUACUUAGGUUUCAUGUUCAAGCAAAAUAGUAUGAAAUUAGGGAUUAUAUGUAGCAGUUUUAAUUUCGGCGAGACAAUCAAACGUGCCCUUAAUGUAUUAAUGACAUUGUCUAUGAAUGUUGAGUAUAUUAAAUUUCUAUGGGAAAAA